Messenger RNA from Mytilus californianus (California mussel), 1785 nucleotides. RefSeq lists its product as uncharacterized. Bases 141 to 1406 code for a protein of 421 amino acids. NCBI's taxonomy places the organism in Eukaryota, Metazoa, Mollusca, Bivalvia, Mytilida, Mytilidae. The transcript has 3 exons. The record is from RefSeq and is a predicted model, not a curated record.
AAACAAACAAAUAGGUCGGUGAUAUAAAUAAGCACUCUCAUUGUGUGUUCGGCUAGUCAAAUCUUCAUGUUCCAAAUUUAAAGAUCACUCUGUAAAAGGAUUAAAAUAGUGUUUAUUAACCUAGAUGUUAAGUAUAUACAAUGGUCGAUCAAAUUGCUUCUAAAAAAUAUGAUCAUACAGUUCAGUGCAAAAGAGAAAAAGACAAAAUGGAUGUCCAUUUCUCACAUCAUUGCGGAGAAAAUAUAGAUCUUUCUGAGGAAAAACAAAAGGCAUCAUGGAAUCACAAAUAUUCUGGUGGAAUUGCAUUCUCUAGUCAGCCAUUACGACAAAACACUAAACUUAAACUGGAUUUAACUGGAACUGGACAUGCCUAUGUUGGAAUAAUAAAACGCGAUCCGGCUUCAGUAACAAACAUGCGAACAGCAUUAGUAAGUGACAUCGUUGUUGCAACAGAAGUUAAAGUGCAUAAAAGACUAGGUGCCGUUAAUAUAAUUUCCGAUACAAAAGACGGAAGGAAUUGUAUUAGUUUUGAAUCUUAUAAUGGAACAAAGGCCAUAGACAUUAAUAGCGAAGUCUGGUUGUUUUUGUACAUUAAAUUUGGAGAUAUGAUAGCUGUUCUACACUCAGAAACUAUCCAGGACAGAUGUUUUCAUCAUGUGACCGGAUGCAACAUUCGAUGUUUAGACGAGGACAGAAGAUCUGUUAAACUUCUAGUGGAAAAUCCCGCCGCAGUGUGCUGUCUUAAUAAAAAACUGAAACCGGGACAUUCUGUAACAUUUCAAACAAAAGCAAUAACAGAAAACAGAAAUAAACCAAGCCGGUGUCAUAUUAAACUUGGGAUUAUCAAUCUUGAUCCGUCCGAAUUAAAAUCACGUGACCCGGAAUCGUUCCUAGUUGACAGUAAAAUUGCGUGUCCAACACGCUGGAAUAUCGUCCAAAUAUUUUUGAAGGAAAAUAUUGACGGUGAAUUAAAAUUAUAUUUUACACAUACCGGUGAAUUGUAUUUUAGCCAUGACUCUGGAAUUGAAGGAACACACAAAUGCCAUUUAAACGAUACCUCGUCUGGAAUUUCAAUUAUAUUAGACUUAUUCCGAGCGGAAGCAAGUGUCUCAGAUUACCAUCAUGAAGAAAGUGGCGAAUUUGAAGAAAAAGACUAUGAUUACGUUCGACCGGAAGUUGAGAUAUCCGAAACUAUCAAAAAGAAACUUCAAAUUUCAGACAAACAACAUGAAAAAGAACGUUCGUCGCGGGAUCGUUUGUCGGAAGACAGUGGUUAUCUGGAAAUGGAAGAUGUGUCUGAUAACCACAAAACAUUAUCCCCUAAUUGUAAAAUAAGUCCUCGGCUUACAAGGUGUGGCAUGUACAGAAAAACCCAUUCGUCGUCUAAUGUUCAAGAAUGUAAAUAAAAUAUUAUUUAUGUGCAAUUUAUACAGAUAUGAGACAACGAACCAAGUCCAGCUUUUUAAAAAAGCUACCUUUUUCGGAUCUUUUGAGCCUUGUUUAGUGGUUUAACGAAUUUUAAAUAUUUGUUUAGGCACUAUAAAUACGUUAUAUGAUCUCAAUAGUAUGUAGGUUGUUUCAUGAUUAGAUAUGUUACAAUAGAGUUUUAAAAUUCAACAGCAUAUUUAAUGUGAUAAUGUUAAUUAUAUGGAUAAAUAUCCUAUAUCAUUCACUCUAAACAAGGCUCUCUAUUUCAUGAAUAUUAGUUUGAUAUAUUUAUUAGCUAAAAACCCCUGUUGAUAAUUUAUUGUUAAUCUAUUUGUUACAAAUAAAAAUAAAAAACAA